Molecule: messenger RNA, 6236 nt
Organism: Mya arenaria
Lineage: Eukaryota; Metazoa; Mollusca; Bivalvia; Myida; Myidae
Product: ethanolaminephosphotransferase 1-like
Exons: 10
Coding region: 1-1167 (388 amino acids)
Biological process (GO): phosphatidylethanolamine biosynthetic process
Cellular component (GO): Golgi apparatus; endoplasmic reticulum membrane
Molecular function (GO): ethanolaminephosphotransferase activity
Source: RefSeq, a predicted model, not a curated record
AUGGCGAACAAGAGAGUGUUGUCAGACGAAAUCCUUGCCGGUUUUGACAAAUACAAGUAUAAUGCAGUGGAUACAAGUCCUUUAUCCAACUAUGUCAUGCAUCCAUUUUGGAACUGGUGUGUCAAACUGGUUCCCAUGUGGGUUGCCCCUAAUGUGCUCACCCUGACCGGUUUCCUGCUCCUAGUCUUCAACUUCCUGGUCAUGAUCUACUACGACCUUGACUUCUACGGGGCAAGUCUGGACCACCCCGAGUUCCCGCCUGUACCUAACUGGGUCUGGCUCCUCUGUGCUUUCAACAACUUCAUGUCACACACACUGGAUGGUAUUGACGGUAAGCAGGCUCGACGUACGGGUACAAGUUCUCCCCUGGGUGAGCUGUUUGACCACGGUCUUGACAGUUGGGCCUCCUUCUUCCUCCCAGUUGCUAUGUACUCAGUGUAUGGGCGUGGAGAGUAUGGGGCAGACACCUACUCUGUCUACCUUGUUCUCCUUGGCGUUAACUUCUGCUUCAUCGCCUCACACUGGGAGAAAUACAAUACAGGCAUCCUCUUCCUACCCUGGGGAUAUGACCUCUCACAAAUUGGCAUGACAGCUGUGUAUCUCAUCACAUUCUUCUGUGGCUACGAGGUCUGGAAAUUCUCCGUGUUUGGAAUGACAACUGGAAACAUCUUUAUCAUCGUCAUGUGGGUGGCACUUGCCAUUUCCAUUCCAAUAACAUUAUGGAACAUCUAUAUUGGUUACCACAACAAGACGGGUAAGAUGUUGAGCCUGCAGGAGUCUGUCCGCCCCCUCGUCUCCACCGUACUGCUGUUUGCCCUGAUGAUCACAUGGUCUCGCUACUCCAGCUACGACAUCAUCAACCGCCACACUCGCAUCUUCUACACUACCACAGGGACAGUCUUCUCCAAUAUUGCGUGUCGGUUGAUAAUAGCCCAGAUGAGCAAUACACGUUGUGAGCUGGUCAAUCGACUGCUGAUUCCUCUGUUCACCAUCGUCAUGGUAACGUGUUUACUGAACCUUGGGGUGCUAGAGUUCUACAUUCUGACAGGAUACUGCAUCUACGUUCUCGCAUCUCAUAUCCACUUUGGCUUCUGUGUUGUAAGCGACUUGUGUGAACACCUUAACAUACAGGCAUUUUCUAUAGAACCAGUACUAACAACAGCAUAGAAACCCUAUACUUUUGUGAUUUCAAUAGUUGAAGAGAUGUGUGAUCAUUUUAAAAUCAAGGCAUUGUCCAUUCCACCAAAGAAAGGCUACUGAGGAAAUGGAUCUAGUUCAAACCUUAUGUAUUGUCAGUGACCUCGGGUAGAGAUGUUGCUUUAAUGUAAGACUGUCAGUGGUUCUGUGCUUCAGUGGUGUAUAGUGGUGUUUGAUCUCUGUUAGAUUUUGUAAACAUAUUGUUGUAGGCAUUGGCACAAUUGGUAUAAAUCUGCUCAUUACUUUGUCCAAUUAUUAAUUUCAAUUGAGUAAUUAGGGCCCUGCAAUGAAUGCUCGGGUGCCCUAUAGUUAUCACCCUGUCCGCCAUCCAUUCAUCCACCUGUCUGCAUGUCCACAAUAUAGGGCUUAUGGGUUUUAUUGACAUCAGGGUUAGGGGCUUUUGAGCUAUGUUUUAAAGAGAGGAAACCUGAUGAACCAUAAAUGUUGGUUUGUCUGUAUUGAUUAGUUUGUGUUUUUUUCUUAAUAACUUUUAAACCUUUAAAAGAUUACAAGUUCCAACUUUAUAAGUUUGCUCACAUUAACAGUAGGCUCAUUUAUGGAAAGUUAAGUAACUCAAACCUCAAUAUUGUCAGAUUUAUCAACCUUUAAAAACUUCAGCAAAUCAACUUCCUUUAACAUCAAAUUGAAUUCCAUAGAAGAUGUCAACUUAAAACGUUUUAAGUUUGCUCUCAGUAACAAUACACCUUUUAUGACAAGUCAUGUACUUCAAACUUAAAUGUAUCCAGACUUACAGCACUUUGAAAUCUCAUUCAAAUUCAGCAAACUUAUUAACUCUUCACAUAACUUAAAAAUAUUUCAAAGGAAUUUUAUGACACUGCAGCAUCAAUUAAGUUAUAGAAAUGGUAACGUUUGUGUAGUACAACAACCUAACUCUGUGACCCAUUGUUACCAAAAUUCCUCCAUUGACAGGAAAAAAAAGGUUAGGCAUAAUAAAAUGAAUAUAUAUAAUAAAUAGUGAAUGGAUCUUGGAAAAUGAUACAUGGCAAUAUGUGUAUGCUGACUACACAUAACAAGAAACAUAUCUCUCUAGCCGACUGUUCCCUUAUUUUCUCCCUUAAAAUUGUUGAAGCAAACGGAAUUACUUUUUGUAACAACAUGAACAAUUUUGGAUUGAAGUGAAUGAAACUUUAAACUUCAAUUAUAAAAGGUAAUAUUGUGUGUUGAAAAUUCAUCCUAACUCUGGGACCCAUGUGUACCAAAUUGCCUGUCUUGAAAUAAUAUAUAUGAUUUAAUAAAAUUUGUGAAAUAAUAAUUAAACAAUUGGAUAAUGCCAAUAUGGACUUGUGCCCAGUUUAGACACAUAACUGUUCCUUUAUUCCUAAAUUAGCCGGUAUUUAUAUUUACAUUGAGGUAAACUGCUGAAUGUAUUUUACAAGCAAUGUCAAAAGAUGUUCUGUUAAUCUUGUUGAUAUUGUUGAUUGCUGUACUACACCAAUCUAUAGAAUGUGUAAGUUGAUAUAUGAGGUACUCAUAGACAUCUCCGGUUUGCAUAAAUAUUUCAGUAUUCUGUCAGGAAUUGUGUUGUUCUUAUUCUUUUUAUAAUGUAGAGCAUUUUCAUGUAUUUAUUUAGCAUUAUUUUUCAUCUAUCAAUAACUUAUUUUUCUGAAUGAUUAUAUUUACCAGAAUGCUUGAAGGCUUUGAGAACUAUGUUUUGUUUUUGAUAUUUGGAUUGACUAUGUGAAACCGCCUGUUCACUUUGACAACGUUUUAGGCAACCAUUUCAAUUGUUUCAAAUAGAGGAGGCGAAUACAAUGCAGUGUAAUAUUAUACAUAAAUACUAUCAAUUCAUUGUUGAUUUAAAUUUAACAUUUUUUUAGGCCUAUUAUAGUACAAUUUUAUUAUUAUCAUUAUUCCUUGGUUGUAGAAAUACUGAGUAGUUGUUAACCAAACCGUUACUAUCUUACACAUUUGUUUGUCAUUUUGUAUCUAAAGAUAUCACUUUAUUGUUGAUAUUACACUCAAUUUGAUUCCUACUAUUAUGGUUCAGAUUACAUGCAUUUGCAUCAUUUAAGAUUGUUUUGUAUUUAGUUAUUCACUUGAUCAUGUAAAGGAAACUUUGUUUAUAUUGAGCUUCCAGUAGGUGACGGUUGUUAGCGAAUUCACGUCUAUUGAUGUUAUAUUAUACUAGUGUAAUACAAGAGAAUACACAAUUGUUGUAUUACAUUUGAAACAAGGAAUGUCAUGUGAUAAACUUGUGUAUUGUAAUAUUAUGUUGAAGAUUUGUUGCUGUGGAUAUGAUCAAGAGUCUGUUAGGCCACUCCUUUUUUAUUUUUUGGUUUACAAGAAUUUUUGGAAAAAAUGUCCACCGGGUGGUCGAAAAAAAAGAAAAAAAAAAAGGAAAAAAGUCACAAAACAUACUCUUAAAGGGUGAACAUCAGAGAACAACAUAAAAACAUUGAACAUUUAUAUCAUUUACUUGACAUUUUAAACUGCUAUUAAUGCAUGUUUUAAUACACUCAAAGUUUCAAAGUUCUAAUUAAAGACACAGUUUAAAUCUAACAUACUGUGCAUAUAAAACAUCAAUGAAAUUGACUAUAAAACAUGUUUACAUGUAAUUAACUACACUUUUUAUCAAAGAUACAUUGAAUAUCACUCAUCAAGACAUUUGUUUAGCUUUAAGGGUAUGCUAAAGCAAAAGUGAAUGCAGAACACUUAAAAACUGACCAAUAUUAAAUAAAAACAAAACAAAGAGAAGGCGCAUUUUACACAUUAAAAUACACAAAAAAUGCACUGUAUUAAAAUACAUUACAUUUUCUAAACAUUGUUUCAGUUAUUUCAAUAUUUGAAAAUGUCAAUAAAGUGAAAUAAUUACCAAUUUUGUAAAUAAGGAAAUAACAUUUUAUGAAGACAUUUGACCUUUAAUAUUGUGAAAACAAUUCCUGAACAACUAAAAACCAAACUACACCUAGAUUUGAGUUUUAAUAACCCUUACCAUGCGGGGUCCUAGUUGUGUGUAACCCGAUCCAUGCUAAGUCCGAAUAUUUUCGGACCGGGAUAUCUACCAUGGGAUGUUCACCAAAUCCAUUUCAAAUUCAAAUCAUUGCAGCAAAUUAGCACAUCAGUACAUAAAAAUCACAUAGCAAAAUAAUAAAUCUAGCAUGUGACUUAACUUUAUGUACCAAUUAUAGUAAACUGACAGAGAAAUCCAUAAUUAUGUAUCGGAUAUUUUCAUCUUCUCCCAACUCCGCCAUUUUGUGUAUACAUGCGUUCACAGAGCAUCUAUGCUUCAUGCUUGUUUAUUUUGCAUUUUAAAGAGUAUUCCUUGGUUAAAACAACAAAUCUCAUUCAUAGUGAAAUAUCAAGUUCAUUACAAAUUGAAAUGGACUUAUUCAAAAUAGUUUUCAGUGUUGUUUUAUCCAAAUGUUUUGCAUACAACUCCCGGCAUUAGUAAAUGUCAUUGACACAUGUGUUCAACUCUUUCAUUGUUUUAACUCUACUAUUAACCCAAACAUAAAUAAACAUGUAAUCUAGAAUAAACACAAGCUUUACAUUGACUAUAUGACAAGUAUUUCCAAACCAUUCUGUGAUUUAAAAUCCAUAAACACCAUCGACCGAACUUGUGAAACUAGGUCACCGGUGUCGACUUAGAAAUUUUACUUUCGAUUUAACCACUCACACUUAGUGCACUGUUAUUUGAUAUUUAACCAUAACAUGUUAUAAAAUGUUUUUCUCACACAUAAUUUACAGAUAUUUGUGUCUACUAAUUCGAUGGCAGCCGCUGACACUUAUUUUUUAUCUAUAAACAACAAUAUUUUCAUGACCUAAAUUGGCGGAAAAUAACAACAAUCACGUGACAGUUAUUGUUUGUGUCGGCUGUUAAAUUUGCCAUUUUUUUGCUAUUGUUAUUUUAACAAUUUCUGCAUGUUUUAAUUAAUUAUAUCAUACAAAGAAUGACUGCUAUCGUCAAUUCCACCAUUGCCAACGGCGCUGCCAUAACAGUUGACUGGCUCACAUGCUAUCACUAUAAUUUGGCAAAUACGGCUACGGAACAACAAACCAGUCGAGAUUUACUGCAUUCGUACUCUUAUCUGUUCGUUUUUCUUACGUUUCGCACCAAAAUCAAUACGGUCAGGAAAAUAAUUUUGAAAAAAAAGUGAAAUUCAUUUUUAUUUUUUUUUGUACUUUUCAGAAAAUUAGACCCGCCGGUUUUGUAAACCAAUUUAUAUAAAAGUAGUGGCCUUAGAAGUAAAAAAAAUAAAAUAAUUAAAAACAGAUAUAUAUAUAGGAAGCAAUAGGAAAUAUUUUUAUAAUUCAAUGGAUUAUUACAUACACAUUCAUUUCAAAAGCUCCAUUUUAAGUACUGAAAUGAUCUUUCAUUUGCAUAUAGCCUAUUAAUUUAGUCUUUCAUGUAUAUGAUUUGUGUAGAUUUGUUCUGUAAAGUAUUAUUUUCAACUGUGUUGACCAUCAUAAAAUCUAUGAGAAUUCCGCUGUUAAGAUUUGCAGCAAUUCUGUACUUGUAUGUUCAAGUAAAGAUAAUCAAUAUGGAAAGCCAAAAAUAAUCCAUUGUUAUUGUAUUUGAAUGAUGCUGCUUGCACUGGGUGCAGUGCUAGUUCACAUUUUUAAACAAGUAUUGUGCAGCUAGUCAUGUCAUGAGUUAGAUUCUAAAUAAUCUUACUUGUAGUUUUUGAUGCUGAUUCAAAACCAUAGAAGUGACUAAAACAGCCAUUUCAAUGCGAGUACAACCAGAUAUCGACGUACAACCAAGUAUCGUCGACGUACAACCAGAUAUCGACAUACAACCAGAUAAAGACUUCCAACCAAAUAUUGACGUACAUCCAGAUAUUGACAUACAACAAAAUAUGUACGUACUACCAAAUAUGGACGUACAGCCAGAUAUCGACAUUCAACCAAAUAUUGACCUACAGCCAAAUAUGGACGUUCAACUUAAUCUGUAGGAACAACCAAAUAUGGAUGUACAAUCAAAUAUGAACAUACAACCAAAUAUGGACAUACAACCAAAUAUGGAUGUACAAUCAUAUAUAGACAUACAACCAAAUAUGGUCCUAUAACCAAACAUG